UAAAUAUCGCGAGAGGGCGGGCCCGCUUGGCUUUGGCGUCGGCGUCGCUCCGGCGUUGGGGAGCUAGGCCGGCUUUUCGUCUGGGGCCGCCGAGAAAGUGCCGGUGACUCAGGGCGCGCUGAAGGCCGCCAGCUGCGCGGCGUCGGCUUUAGCGUCCGGGUCGUUGUGUGUUGACAGGGACGCCGGGAGUUGUCUCCGCUACAGCAGGUGCAGCCGCUUUAGCCCCCGAGCGGACUGCGCGGCUGCCUGGCGACUCUGCUCCCUCCCGCCCUGCCUUAUCCUCCGCGGACCCCGCGCCGAACAGUGACGCUGAGCCGACCGCCGGAGGGGCGCGCAAUGGCGGCCUCGACGGCCUCGCACCGCCCCAUCAAGGGGAUCCUGAAGAACAAGAGCUCUGCGACUUCCUCGGUGGUGCCCGCGGCCGAGCAGCCGGGCAGGAGUGUGGACGAAGAGCUGAGUAAAAAAUCCCAGAAGUGGGAUGAAAUGAACAUCCUUGCAACAUACCAUCCAGCAGACAAAGACUAUGGCUUAAUGAAAAUAGAUGAACCUAGCACUCCUUACCAUAGUAUGGUAGGUGAUGAUGAAGAUGUACUGAGUGAUUCAGAACCCACUGAAGCCCUGACCCCAGAUGUCUUAGCUAAGAAAUUAGCAGCUGUUGAAGGCUCAGAGCUAAAGUAUCGGAUUCAUGAAGAAGAAAGCAGUGAAGAUGAAGACUGUGACCUCUCACCUGAAGAACAAGAAAAAAAACGGCAGUUUGAAAUGAAAAGGAAGCUUCACUACAAUGAAGGACUAAAUAUUAAACUAGCUAGACAGUUAAUUUCAAAAGACCUACAUGAUGAUGAUGAUGAUGAUGAAGAAGAAGAAGAAAUGUUGGAAAUUACAUCUGGUGAAGGCAUGAAUGCAGAAGAAUCAAGUCAAGAACCUGCUACCGGAGAACUACUACAAAACAAUUCACAGAGUUCAUAGAAGAGACUUGCUCAACACUGUUACUGUUUUGUCACAUACAGACCUGUUACUAGAACACACUGCUUCUUGUUCUCUACAGUUUAUGACUUACGUACCAAAAUACAAGUUAUUAUAUAUUGCCAAGAAUUAAAUAACUUUAGAGAUUAAUGAGACUGAAAAUACCUAAUUGAUAUGUAUAUUCUUGUGCCUAGUACUUCAUCACAAAUACAGCAUAAUGUCACCAGUCCAAAAACACAUUACUUUUGUAAGAACACUGGUUAAUUUGUAUAAGAUAUUGUAUGGCUUUUUAUGCAUUAGAGGUUAAAUAUCUUUUGGGGUGGAUCUAAUUUAUUUUCACUUCUAGACAUCAAAGGUCUUUUAAAGUUUUUUUUAAGUCAAAAUGCAACUAGAAUAUGACAUUAUAUAGGCUGAUAUUCAAUCUGAAAAGUGUUUUUUGGCAAAUAUCUUCAAUCUGAUUUUUCUGUUUAAUUGAAAUUACAAGUUAUGAUUGCAUUUUCUAGCUUUCUCCCUUUAAAACUACUCUUGAGUUUAUGUUUACAAGAAAAGGAAUGAUCCUUUUCUCAUCAAAACUAGCUUUUUCACAAAUUAUCAGGUUAAAAUUGCACUAAGCAUCUGCUCUCACUUUUAUAUACCCAAUGGGCAGACUUCAAAUCAGUUUCUAAAAUAAAUAUGAUUCUAACAUAGCCUCAGCAUUCUUAACUUCCUGCCUUUGUUUCUUACUCCUUUCCAUAUAUACACAUACACAAUACUUUACAUUUAUAACGAAUCAGAAAGGUCAUGAUUUUCAGAACUGUUUUCUUCUCAUACAUAGGUCUGUCAUUUGCUGCAACAAUGAAAUUCUUAUUUUGACUAUCAAUGCCUGUUCUUCUAAUACAUGGAGAAAAUAGAUAACCAGUAGCAAUAUUAUAGACAGAAAAUACAGUUCAGCUGCAGAAUUUCUACACUUAAUUUACUGCUUGCUAAUUAAAUUGUUAUUCUUUUGACUCAAUUUGACCUUUUUUUUUUUUUUUCAAUAUGAGAGAAUUGUGUAUAACUAAGAAUAAUAAUAUAGUUCUUAAAUGUACAGUCAGGGGUAUCCUGAACAGUUUUUAAUUUAAAAACUUCAAAAUAGUUCCUGCUUUAAGGAGAGGUGAUAAUGUAUACUAUGGCAAAUAUACUUUAUUCUUCUAACAGUGAGUUUUGAAUUUUUUUUCCCCUGAUGAAGUGCAUUUCCUAUGUAUCUUAUUUAGUGAUGGUUUCAAUUUCUAGUCGGUUAUUUGUAUCUCAAUUUUUUUGUUAGUACCAAAAGAAUCCAUUAUAUUAACAUAAUUUUAAAGUAAUUUCUGUAUAUUCUAUAUAUAAAAUUGUUCUUACUGAACAACUUACCUUCCACUUGCAAAGUCUAUGGAAAUACUAUUGUCAAAAUAAACAAAAAAAUUUAAAAAGCAGAAUUCUUUGCUGUUAGAAUAAUGUGUUUUUUCAGGAUUCGGGAGACAGCAUAAUGGUUAUACAAAAGACAUUUCAUGCCUGAGGCUCUAAAGUUCCAGGUUCAAUCCCCAGCACCACCAUAAACCAGAGCUGAUCAGUGUUCUGGCUUGUGCUCUCUCUCCCUCCGUCCUUCUCUCUCUUCCUCUCCCCACAUCUAUCUUCUAUCUAUCUACCUAUCUCUCAUUAAAAUAAGUAUUUAAAAAAGAAGAAUGUGCUUUUUAUCUUGAAUGUCUGUUGGGGGGGGGUGUAUUCAAUCAAAGUACUUCUCAACUGCAAGCACAAUAUUCUAACUAAAACAUAUUAGCUAGGAAUACCACUGAUUUGUAAACAACAAUAUGUGUCUGCUUUCUGAAUUUAGAAUGUUGCAGUAUACUUAUCUGUUUGAACCAGUUGGAGGGGCAGACAAGAUAGCAUAAUGGUUAUGCAAGAAGAAUUUUAGGCCUAAGGUUUCAAAGCCCCAGGUUCCAUCUCCACAGCCACCAUAAACCAAAGCUGAGCAGUACUCAGGUUAAAAAAAAAAACUGAAAUUUAAACCCAUUUGAGAGAAUUUAAGCUUGUAUAUGUAUUGUGUACAUAUAUUCCAUUUUUGGUUUUCUCAUUUUUGAACUCUAAAACUUUUUUCUAUAAAUUAGCUGUUGAAACAAAUAACAGGCAAUCUCAUUCUUGAUUUCAGGAAAAAGAUUACCUCAGAGGAGGAGUAAGACAUGGCAAAUAUUGAUAGCAUGCUCAGUAAGAUUUUAGGUAGUUGUUAAAUGUAAAUGAAUAAAACAUUUUCAUCAGGGUGUAAGUUAACAGCGGUAUUGGAUAACACAGAAACAUGAUCCUUGUGAUUCAAGUUAGACUUUGAAGGAAGUUAUCAUUCAGUGUUUGAUUCUAGCCAACAGUGAUUUUACUUUCUACCUUUUAGUUAUCACCUCUUCAAUUUAAUUCUUCAUUAUCAUCUUUUCUGCUUCAUUUUGAGUCUGAAUUUUGGCAGUGCUACUAUUAAAAUCUGAAACAAACAAUAGUAUAAAUGGAGUGUUUAACUUUAAAUUGAAGAUUAAAGCAAGAUGGCAGUUUUCCCUAGAUUUCCAUUUUGUCUACAUUUUGCCUUUUAGUACGCUCAAAAAAAAUGUUAAAAUAAAAUUUGGUAAUAUGACA
Erinaceus europaeus (western European hedgehog) is the source of this 3573-nucleotide messenger RNA. It is a transcript of the gene PPP1R2, whose product is annotated as protein phosphatase 1 regulatory inhibitor subunit 2. Bases 337 to 966 code for a protein of 209 amino acids. Gene Ontology annotation, biological process: regulation of signal transduction. Gene Ontology annotation, molecular function: protein phosphatase inhibitor activity. Lineage: Eukaryota; Metazoa; Chordata; Mammalia; Eulipotyphla; Erinaceidae. The record is from RefSeq and is a predicted model, not a curated record. The transcript is spliced from 6 exons.